Messenger RNA from Chara braunii, 1526 nucleotides. Lineage: Eukaryota; Viridiplantae; Streptophyta; Charophyceae; Charales; Characeae. The record is from the annotation of a GenBank genome assembly.
GCUCUGAUCGAAUCCCAUCAUCUAAUUAACGUUUGGAGUCUCUGGCGGGAAAGAGAGAGAUGGGUGACCCACGUGGGCAAGGGACAGCGAUGGUGGGAGAUGAGGAGCUCAGGACGAAGACGAUGACUCGAUCUUCGCCGACUGCAGUGCGAGAACCGACAGUCGCCGUGAAUAAUCUCAGCUUUACGUAUCCAGGACUUGAUGGGCAACCCCCUCCUGGAGCUCGCCCAAUGAUUGAAGGCUUCAAUCUGACACUUCAUGCAGGAGAUAGAUGUCUUCUGGCGGGCGCCAAUGGGGCGGGUAAGACGACUCUCCUGAAGGUCCUUGGAGGGAAGCAUCUGGUUGACCCCACUGUUGUGCGUGUCCUUGGGCGAUCAGCAUUCCAUGACACCACAUUGGUGGCCACUGGUGAACUAUCAUACCUGGGAGGAGAGUGGCGGAGAGAUGUUGCAUUCUAUGGCUUCGAUGUCCCUCUCUUGGCAGAUGUGUCUGCUGAAAAGAUGAUCUUCGGAGUUCAAGGAAUUGAUCCCGAAAGGAGACGCCGUCUUAUACAGGUGCUGGAUGUAGAUCUGAAUUGGCGGAUGCAUAAAGUGUCAGAUGGGCAGCGGAGGCGUGUGCAGAUUUGUAUGGGCUUGCUCAGACCCUUCAAGGUCCUGCUACUUGACGAGAUCACCGUUGAUCUAGAUGUGCUUGGACGUGCCGACCUGAUGCAAUUUCUUAAGUCCGAGUGCGAGGAGCGCGGUGCAACGAUCAUAUAUGCUACACAUAUAUUCGAUGGGCUGGAGAACUGGUUCUCUCAUAUUGCUUACGUUGCAGAUGGCAGGCUGAAGCUGGCAAAGCCCAGGUCAGAAAUAGCAGAACUGAAGCAUAUGUCUCUGAUGAGAACCAUAGAGUUAUGGCUGCGCGCAGAUGUUGAGCAGCAGCGAAAGGCCAGGAAGGAGCGGCGAGCGAGAGGCGAAAAGGGAAACCCGUUCGAGUCGGUCGUCGUUCAGAACAAUGGGUGGGCGGCAGGCCGCAUGUCGUCAACAUUGAAAGGCAGUAGUAAUUCCGUCCUGAGGCUCUGACCAAAAAUACAGCAAGUUCUCUGCAAACAAAAAGGUAAAAAAACAGAUGGUUAAAACGAGAAAGUAAAGUGAACAAAAAAAAGAGCACCUGCUGUGCAGCCGUGCGCAUGCAACAAAAAUAAAAUAUAAGGAAAAAAAAAAAAAAAGAUAGAUUAUUUUUUUUCGUAGGCUAAUGCAACAAAAAUGCUAAGAAUGAAAAAAUAAUGACCUAUUUCAACAUACAUGUCCUUCGUCGGAUCUGUGGGCGCCUGCUGUGCAGCCGUGCGCAUGACAUCGAAAAGGGUUUGUUUGGACUUCGAAGUUUGAACUUGAAGCUUGUUGAGGGUUCGUAAAAGUAAAUGGAGACUUUUCUGUCUCUUUUUUUUUUAUUUGUGAGAGGGGUAGGGGGAAGGAGGAGAGGAGGGGGACGAAUAGUGUGUGGGCUGCCAAAAAUCUUGUCGAGAAUCAAUAAAGCAUUACGGG